Messenger RNA from Mytilus californianus (California mussel), 1813 nucleotides. RefSeq lists its product as uncharacterized. Lineage: Eukaryota; Metazoa; Mollusca; Bivalvia; Mytilida; Mytilidae. The transcript has 3 exons. Bases 424 to 1452 code for a protein of 342 amino acids. The record is from RefSeq and is a predicted model, not a curated record.
GAACAUAAAUAAAGACGAUGAAAUUUAAGUAAUAUCCAUAAACAGGCUGAUACGGAUAUUAGUUUUUACUAACAAUGUUUUCGAAAGGGUUUCCUUCUCCCUGGUUAAUAUUUUGACAGAUCUAUUUGUAAGAGUCACCGAUCCUCUCAAACCUUAGGACAGACACUAUUUGAUAUCUGUUGAUAAUAUUGUUAUAUUUCCCAUUGUGUAGAUUUAUAAACAAGGAAAUAUAACUCUUAAACAAAUUAUCGUAUUUUUAGCCCAGUGUUUUAGAUAUGAUAUUACCUAUAACAUUUUAUAAGUUCCAGUACUUUGGUUUUUGUUAAUCAAAAAAAAGAAACCCAACAAUUAAGACGCAAUUUAUUAACAAAGAAACAGUAUGAAGACGUCAGAACCUACUCUUUAGUACACGAAAUUUAAGUUAUGUGCUGUCUUGUCGCGGACAAUUUACUUGUAUAUUUUAUAAACGUGAAAAUUGCAGUAUGUUAUGAUUUCACAACAAGAGAUGCCGCUAUUAAGAGUUUAGAGGAUAAUGGUUAUGCCGUGAUACCAAAUGUAUUAAGUUUACAAGAAUGUGACACGUAUAUAAAAGAAUAUAAAGAUUGGGCUAAGCAGGUAGAAGAUACUGGUAUACCAUUUACAAGCUUUGAAUCACUCAUUCAAGGAUACAGUAUUGGGCACUUUAAUGCUAGCUGGAGGGCGCGGCUUAAGGUGAAGGAAGUGUUUUCCCAGAUUUGGAAGACAGAAAAGUUAUUGUCAAGUAUAGAUGCUGUGGCUUUGUCAUAUCCCCCUGAAGAAGGAAACAAGUUGUAUGCAAAACCAAAUCAAGACUGGCUACACAUUGACCAAGGCGGACACAGAAUAGGCCUACACGCUUUUCAAGGAGCUGUUUAUCUCGAAGAAGCUUGUGAAACUGACCACUGUUUUCGUGUAUUGGCAAAAUCACAUAAAGAACAUGAAAAUUUCAUGAAAAAAUUUCCUCAUGUAGCUCCUGAAACUAGGGAUAUCGAGUUUUAUAAAUUAGACGAAAAAGAAACAAAAUGGUACAUUGAGGAACGAGGAUGUAAAUUAACAAAGGUUCCUGCGCCUAAAGGUGGAAUAAUCUUGUGGGAUUCUAGGACAGUACAUGAUAAUUCUCGACCAGAGUUUGGACGUCCUAAUCAAGACCGGUGGCGACAUAUCGUGUUUGUUUGUAUGACUCCAGCUGCAUGGGCAACGCCAGGGGACUUAGCUAAGAAGCAUGAAUCUUAUAAGAAUUUAUUAAUGACGUCACAUUGGCCAUCCGUUGGUGUAGGACUAUUCCCCUGUUCACCAUCACAGAAGACGCCUACAAUAACAGAGCUACCAGAAAUAGCAAAGACAAAGGAGGCAAAAAUGUUAAUGGGAAUAGAGCCAUAUGAUUUUGAAGACGGUACCCCAAACGGUCCGCCUAAUCCUGAAAUAAAACUGUAAAUUGAUGUUACAUGUGUAUAUGUUUUUUUUUAAAUGUAUAUCGUAAUGUGUUAAUCGAGCUGUGUUACUGUGGAUGGAACAUCUUUAGAGAUUUAUCGAUAUACAAUGUAAUAUUACGGAAAAAUUAUUUGAUUUCGUGGAAACGACGAACAUUACUCUGAUUGAAGAUGCAAAGUUUAUAGCAGAGACGUUUAUAUCAGUGGUUAAUAUUUGUCUACAGAUGAGAACUGUUUUGGAUAUUAUAAUACUUAGUGUAAGGUUAUGUGUAAUACAUACACAUCUUGAUGUGCUCAAACAUUGUAUAUGUAAUUAUUCUUCUCAAACACUAGAAGAUUUUACCACAUAAAUUAUUGAAACGUGU